Messenger RNA from Prorocentrum cordatum, 1071 nucleotides. The record is from the annotation of a GenBank genome assembly. NCBI's taxonomy places the organism in Eukaryota, Dinophyceae, Prorocentrales, Prorocentraceae.
UGUGUGGUGUGUGUGUGUGUGUGUGUGCGUGUGUGCGUUCGGGGGCGUCGUAGAGAGACCUCUUAUGCCCUGGCCUCUGCCGGGGCUGGUCGGAUCUUGUUCGUGAAUUCCAAGGUCUUCGCAGACGAGUUGUGCGAGAAGCUGUACGAGGGGGGCAUCUACUGCGACACGCUCCACGGAGGGCGGCCGCAGGAGAAGAGGCUCCUGGUGCUCGACCAGUUCAGGAAGGGCAGGACGCAGCUCCUCAUCGCCACCGACGUCAUGGGCCGCGGCCUCGAUGUCGAGGGCGUAACCCACGUCGUUGUCUUCGAGAUGGGUGGCGUCGAGGACGGACUACAUACACCGCAUCGGCCGCACCGGCCGGGGCAAGAGCGGCAAGGGGCACGCCCUGGUCUUCUUCGAGUUCUCCGACAAGCACCCGGACUGGGCGAAAGAGCUCAUCGAGGUGUUGGAGAAGUCCGAGCAGCCCGUGCCGCCAGAGCUCACCAAGAUCGCCGCGGACGUGGCCGCCGGCAAGCGCGGCUGGUCGACCAACUGGAGCUCAGGAGGCUCCUGGGGCGGCCGUGGCGGCUGGAAGAGCGACGGCUGGGGCGGCCGCGGCGGCGGCUGGGGCGAGAGCAAGAGCAUCUCCUCGGAGCAGAUCGCCACGGCCAAGGCCGGCGAGCAGUUCGUUGCCUGGGACGCGACGGCCGUCAAGUAGCCCCUGGCCGUGGAGUGAGCUUCCUUCGGGGAGCGCUCGGGGAGCAGCGGGCAGCUCGUGAGCCGCCCUUUAGUGCUGCCGGCCCGCUCCUCCUCCUCCUCCUCCACCCAAGUGCUCACCCUCCUCCCCCACUCGCCCCGGACCUGCGCCAGAGCAGGGGUUUGCACCCCUCGCUCGCGCGCGCGGGUCGUUCCGUGGCUGUUCCAGGCGCCCGGCGGCCGCUCUAGAGGGGCGGCGACGCCGGCCGGGGCGCUUGGCGUCUGCACGCGCCGCCUGCUUGCACGUGCAGCGCCACUCUCGCCGCACUUGCGACGGCGCGCCCCGUGAGCCGCUGCCGGACAAUCGUAUCCGCAGCUCGCCAAUGUGAGCAA